AUAGUCACUCAGUUGUUUGUUGUUCGCUGUUGUGGUAACGUGUGGUUUUGUGCGGUGCGCGGACGCGUGACGACUCGUUUAGUAUAUGCAAUUCACGUGCUUCGAAUUUAGAUUCGUAAAUACUUCAAAGUGCUUGUGAAAAUAAUUUUAACUCUAAAUGGCGGUGUCGCCCAAGUGCCUUUAAACGACCGACUCGACUACGAUACAUUCCGUAAAUUAAGUUAAUAAAUUUUAAAAAAACCUACAACGAAUUAACAACGAAAAAUAAAAGUUUGUGAUUAUCUGGCGAAGUCACAAACUUGAAAAAAAAGUGAAGUGGUGCUAAUUUCAACUAACGACAAUGUCUACGCAAGCCUAUUAUAAAGAUCGAUUGGGGUUCGACCCCAAAGAAGCACUAUUCGACGGUCCCCCGCACGAAAAAUAUCGCAAAACUGGCGAUAUGAAAAAGGAACCGCACGGCUACGAGGAGAACCUGACCAAAUUUAAAGGUACAACAAUAUGGGAAUAUUUUGUCGAAUCUACAGACGAACGAGACGCCAUUCAAAAGAAAACCUUUACAAAAUGGGUCAACAAACAUCUAAAAAAGACGUACACAUGUUUACACGUGUGUGUUACCGUCAACAACGUCCCAUGUUGUCCUCCACCCGCCAAUCAACAAAUCAGAGACCUUUUCGAAGAUUUGCGAAGCGGACACAACCUUAUUUCCUUGUUGGAGGUGUUAACUGGCGAACAACUUCCAAGGGAAAGAGGUGUCAUGCGCUUCCACAUGCUUCACAACGUCGAUACAGCCCUUCAUUUUCUUCACUGCAAAAAGAUUAGAUUAGUUAACAUCCGUUCCGAAGAUAUAGUCGAUGGCAACCCCAAGCUCACCUUAGGAUUGAUAUGGACAAUUAUUUUACAUUUCCAGAUAUCGGAUAUUGUGGUGGGCCAAGAACCAAAUAUAUCGGCGAAAGAUUAUCUUCUCAGAUGGGCUAAGAGGACAACAAACAAAUAUCCUGGUGUUCGAGUUACCGAUUUCACCUCUUCAUGGCGAGACGGUUUGGCCUUCAGUGCAAUCAUCCAUCGAAACAGGCCCGAUCUUGUCGACUGGCGAAAUAUUAAAGUACAGCAUGCGAGAGAACGAAUGGAAACCGCCUUUUAUAUUGCCGAACGAGAAUAUGGUGUGACAAGGUUGUUAGAUCCUGAAGAUGUGGAUACCCAUGAACCGGAUGAGAAAUCGUUAAUUACGUACAUUUCAUCAUUACACGAAGUAUUCCCAGAACCUCCAUCAAUCCAUCCGCUUUACGAUCAAGCAGCACAACAGCGAAUACAAGAAUAUCGCGAAUUGGCUUCAUCAGUACAUAUGUGGAUUAGGGAAAAAUACAGUUUAAUGCAGGAUCGCUCAUUCCCACCGACCUUAAUCGAAAUGAAGAAAUUGGCCUCAGAAUCGUCGCGAUUUAGAACCGACGAAAUUCCACCUCGUCAAAGAGAUAAACAGUAUUUAAAUCAGUUAUUCCGCGACUUAGAAAAAUAUUUUAAAAGUGUCGGAGAAGUAGACAUCGAACCCGAAUUGCACAUCGACUCGAUCGAGAAAACUUGGAGUCGUUUUAUGACGGCAUACCAGGAAAGGGAUAGGCAAAUUUUAGAGGAACUUAAACGAUUGGAGAGGUUACAACGGCUAGCGGAAAAAGUACAUAGGGAAAUCAAACAGACAGAUUCGAAUUUAGACACGAUUGAGCGACGAAUUGAAGACGAAGCGAGGAGAAUAGAACGAUUACAUCCCUUAGACGCUAAGAAAAUAGCUGACCAGAUUGAAUCAGAUUUGGCAGUUACGGAGCAAAAUAUACAGUCGUUAAUAACUGAUGUACAUACUCUUCUUAAUAGUCGAUAUUUGCAAGGUCCAGAAUUAGAUAAGAGAGUAAAGAAAUUGCACGAGAGGUGGGUGCAAUUGCGUCGAUUGUUACAUCAUAAGAUCGUUGGGCCUCUGGCGAACUUGAGUUUUCCAGUCGAAGAACGGACGGUUACGAAACAUAUUAGAACAGUGCAGGAAACUCGGAAUGUAGAUACUAAUCCGCAUUUCCGUGCCGUGCAAGAAGCCAUCGAAUGGUGUAAAAAUAAACUGAAACAAUUUCAAGAAGCCGAUUAUGGAACUGAUUUACCUUCCGUCCAAGCUGAACGUGAACUACAUCAGCGCGAACACAAACAUGUCGAUCAAUUUCAUUCCAAAGUGGAUACCUGUGUUAAAGCCCGUCAAUAUUUUUCAUCUGAAGAACUUACCUUAUACAACCAGCAUCUGAGUCAAUUACAGAAAGUCUACGCCGAAUUAUCGACCUAUUCUAAUAAUAGACUGAGCGAUCUGGAUAGUUUAUUAGAUUUUAUACAGUCCGCCACUAAUGAGUUGCAUUGGUUAAAUGAGAAAGAAGAGAUUGAGGUUACAAGAGACUGGUCCGAUAAGAAUAUCAACUUGCAAGCUAUUGAAAAAUAUUAUGAGAACCUAAUGAGCGACUUGGAGAAACGAGAAAUCCAGUUCGGAGCCGUACAAGACCGAGGGGAAGCCUUAGUAUUGCAAAAUCACCCGGCGUCUAAAGCUAUAGAGGCGCAUAUGGCGGCCAUGCAGGCGCAAUGGGCGUGGCUUUUGCAGCUAACUCACUGUCUCGAAGAACAUCUCAGACACGCACAAAAUUACCAAACAUUUUAUCAGGACAUUGAGGAAACCGAACAGUGGCUUAAAGAGAAAGAUGAGGUCAUGAAUACCGAAUUCAGCCAGUCUGAUUUCUCGUUGGAUGUUGGAGAAAGAUUGCUGCAAGGAAUGCAAGCGUUACGAGAUGAAUUGAACAACUUUGGGGACCGCGUACAAGAAUUAAUCGUCAGAUCUCAAGACAUAGUACCGCUUAAACAACGCCGACAACCGGUCACCAGGCCAUUGAGCAUUACCACUAUAUGCAAUUACAAGCAAAAUAACUUUGUCAUAGAGAAAAACAAAGAAUGUACAUUGACCGAUAACUCCGGACGUAUCAAGUGGAGAGUACACAAUGAAAAGGGAAUUGAGGCACAAGUUCCGGGCGUUUGCUUCGUAAUACCACCUCCAGAUAAAGAGGCCAUUGAGGCAGCCGAACGCCUGCGAAGACAAUACGAUCGCUCGAUAGCCUUGUGGCAAAAGAAACAGCUGAGAAUGAGACAAAACAUGAUAUUUGCAACAAUUAAGGUCGUUAAAGGCUGGGAUUUACCACAGUUUAUCGCUAUUGGGGCUGAGCAAAGAAAUGCGAUUAGGAGAGCAUUAAAUGAAGAUGCAGACAAGCUCAUGGCUGAAGGAGAUCCAUCCGAUCCUCAAUUGAGAAGGUUGCGAAGAGAAAUGGAAGAAGUAAAUCGGUUGUUUGAUGAAUUUGAAAAGAGAGCACGUGCCGAAGAAGAGAGUAAAAAUCAAACCAGAAUAUUCAACAACCAAAUUUCGUCGCUUCAGCAAUCUUUAGAUGAAGCCGAACGAAUAAUUAAUCAACGUGUACUCUCACCUUUACCUCGAGAUAUUGACACGUUACAACACCUCGUAUUAGAACACAAAGAGUACGAAUCUCGUCUUCAAAAUUUAGAACCAGAAAUAGAGCAAGUAAAAGACACCUUUAGAAGUAUUACACUGAAAACGCCGCAGCAUAAGAAAGAUCUGGAAAAGGUCCUAAAUAAGUGGAAUUACAUAUGGAAUACCAGCAAUUUGUAUAUCGAAAGAUUGAAAUGUUGCGAGAUAGUUCUUAACGGUGUCGAUGACGCUACCCAAGUCAUAUCGGAAUUCGAAAAUAAACUGGCACUGUUUGACGAGUUGCCUUCGACUGAAAAGGCUUUGGAGGCUGUCCAUGACGAUUUGCUUAAAUUACAAUCGGCGAUCAGCCAACAGCAAAUUGUAAUGGAUCAAUUAAACGAUGAUUUCGAUAACACGAAGCGCUUAACCGAAAAGUCGAGACCCAAUCAGCGCGCCCCUCACUCUGACGUUGAAAGACUAGAAAAGGACAUUCAGAAGUUAAAUACGAGGUGGAGUAACGUUUGCGGACAGUUGGCGGAUCGUUUACGUGGAUGCGAGCAGGCGUACGGUUUGUUGAAGAAUUACAAAAAGUCGAAGGAAGUCGAGGAUAAUUGGCUCGAAGAUACGUAUGGUAAGCUCGAAACGUUGCAGCCCAUAAAAGAUCGCGCGAAAGAACAUUUGGAAGUGACCAGGAAUCUUCUGAAUACCGUAACAGAACGUGCUCCUGUCAUUGAACAAGUGAAUAUUAAUGGCGGCCGAUACAUCCGAGAGGGAAAGAUAUGGAGCAAGGGCCUUCAACGUUUUCGAGACGCACUGCUUGAAGCACAGCCGUCCCUCGACGUCAACGCCGCGUUCCGAGCGUCGCGAUCUGCCGCCCCUAGCGGCGCGGACGUCGUCGCCAAGGAGUUGGACGAGUUUAACGCUCGAUACCAGUAUCUCAUCGAUGUGCUGUACGCCAGACUAAAAGAAAUUGCAGCUAACUCACCAGGCGAUAUCGUCACUUUGAGGCUCGUAGAACAAAUGGAGCCACAACCAUUCCGUACAUUCCGAUCAGAGUUCCACAUGAGUACUACUACAGAACAGUCAUCAUCGUAUACGAGUACGACACAUUACAGCAAGCAGUUUACACAAACAAAAUCUUUAAAAAAAGAAAACGGCACCACAGUCACGAUAAACAAGAACGAUUCUCUCAAUAACGCCGAUCAAGUCGAUAACGUCGCUAACGGUCGACCGUUUGAUAAGUACACGACCACCACACACCUAAAUCAGGACUUGCCACCCAAAUGGGGUACAAGUAUGCAAUUUAGCGAAAUUAAAUCUCUAAAACGGGUACAUAAAGUGCACGAGGGUAUAGGAACCGACAGUAUUAUAGACACACCUGGAAUCGUAAAUCCGUACACAGGCGAAAUAAUGACAGUGCGUGACGCCAUCUCGUCUAGAAUCUUAGAUGUUCGCACCGGGAAACUAGUUGCAUCUUCUGAUGGUGUUCAAAUCACGAUAGAGGAGGCUAUACAACGAGGCUUGAUCGAUUCGAAAAUUGCUGAACGUUUAUCGAGUCCCUGCGGUAUUAGAGAAGAUGGACAUAACUUGACGUUACUAGAAGCAAUACAACGGGAAAUUUACGAAGCUGAACAAGGCUUCUUAGACCCGUCCGAGAAACGAAUUAAGGUAACGCAAUCAACAAAUUUCGAAGGUGAUGGAAAAGUUGACGAUUAUCAGUUGGCUUCAAAUGCGACUAUCACAUACACUAAACACAAGGAAAUUAAACUAAAAACGGGAGCUGUAUGUUUGUACGAUGCGAUUAAUCAGGGUCUUAUCGAUGAACGUACCGGUUGGAUUGUGGAUCGUAAUUCGGGUAACAAAUUUCAAAUUGACGCUGCCGUUAAGACGGAUCUUCUCGACGGUAACGUUAGAGAGGUAGUAGAUCAGUCGAAUGAUGAUAAAAUUACGGUAAGUCAAGCUUUGGAGAAGGGUAUUAUAAAUCCGAAGUUAGGGAAAUAUGUGAUGGCUCACGAAAAGCUUCCCCUAUUAGAGGCAAAAAGGCGGCAGUAUAUUGUGAAACCUAUGACUCUUAAAGAUAUCUGUGAUCAAAAUUUAAUUGAUAGUGAGGGUAAGAUUUUUUCACCGUUGCACCAGUCUAAGUUAUCACUACCCGAAGCAGUAUCGCGAGGGGUUUUAGAUUCUAAUUCGAUUAAAUCUGUUCUUGAUACGCAAACGCGCGAAUUGCUCACUUUGGAGGAUGCAUUGCGCCAAGGUAUUGUUUCCGCAGAGAGCAACUUUAAAGAUAACGUAAGCGGCGAAGUUUUUACAAUUCCGGAAGCUGUCCGGCGCGGUUACAUAACUUCCGUAACCCAAAAAUCCAUCUUUGACAUUGACGGUUUUCAAUCUCCCGACAAAGACGAUUUUAUCAGUUUUAACGCGGCAAGUUCCAAAGGCUUCGUAAGUAAAAAGUCUAACGGUAGUCUAGUGGUAAAUUUAAAGAGCGGCAAGCUGGUAUCCUUUGAGGAAGGCGUUCACUUAGGGAAGAUGAAGUCUGAGAUUUACGAAAUGCUAACCAGGAAAAUAGGAAUCUUCGAGGACGGCCGAGAGUUAACAGUACUCGAGGCGGUAUUUAAGGGUUACAUUGAUCCAAAAACAGGUAAUUUCGUUGAUGUUACUAAAAGUAAAGUAGUGCCUUUAAAUGACGCCAUCGCUCAUAAUUUGAUUACCCCAGAGGGUGCCGCCUUGUUAAAUAGUUUACUUAUGAUUAAUGUUACCACUCAAACCACAUGCAAAUUAGUGCAACGGUAUGUUACCGUAACAACUUCCAGUGAUCGGUACCUUAGUAGUAAAAUAACUUACACACAAGCCUUGCAACAGGGUUUAAUCGACAAUCAAAAUCAGACUUUUACGGAUCCAGAGACACGCGAAGUUAUUUCGGUAGUACAAGCCCUGAAUGAAGGUCGAAUUUCUCCAGAUACUGAAACUGUAUCUACACCUCAAAGAGCGCAAUCGCCUACGAAAACUACGAUUAAAGUAAUUCGUCUCGCACCAGAUGAACCAAUGGACGUAGAGCACAAGACGACCACAACUUUUAUUACAAAUGAACGCGUGGGAACCACGUCGGAGCGGCAAGUUUUUGAACUACCGGCCGAUGGAUGGAGACUAGCAGAAGCCAUUCGGCGCAACUUUUUCGAUCCCAUAACCGGCAUGUUUAUCAUUCCAGGUACUGACAGAUUGGUGAGUUUUCAAGAAUGCAUAAAUUUAAAAAUUAUUAAUCCCUCGUCGGCUUUGGUCGUUGAACCGGUUAAUCACAGAAAAAUUUCUCUCGUUAAGAGUUUAGAGAAGGGCGUGCUAGAUAACACGGGUAAAUACAAUUUGGAUAAGAAACGUAUUAACAUGCAGGAAGCAAUCGCGUCUGGCUACAUUAUAUUGGAGGAAAGCGUGAAGGUUGAAGAAACGAAACAGAGGCUUCUUCAGGUUACGAAACAGGUUGGACAACCCGUUAAAGUUGAAGUGUCGCACGUAGUUGAGAAGCAUCCGCCAGUUUAUACUGAAAUCAAAUCACUGGAGCCUGUACAAUUAGAACCAGGUCUUGUUUAUGAUCCUGCUUCCGCUUUAAUAAUAGACGCAGAUAAUAAACGUUCUCAAACUCUGUUUGAAGCUAUUGAUGAUAGACGAAUACUACCGAGCAUGGUUCAGGUGAUCGAACCCUCGUCUGGGGCUACGAUUACAAUAGACGAAGCCAUAAAUAAGGGUAUCAUUGACAGACAGACUGCUACUUAUAAAGACAUAUCCGGAAGUACUAUCACUUUGAGUGAGGCGGCGAAAUUGGGAGUUUUAACUAUCAUUGGAGCACCUUUAGUGGCCGGCGCUACUGUUAUUCGAACAAUGAAGCGAGUACUGAUAUCUGAUCCGAAUACCGGCGAAGAAUUACCUCUAGAUGUCGCCUUCAAUCGAGGGUUGAUAGAUAAAGAAACAUUAACCAAACACGAAACGCAGGAAGCCAAUCUUGUUUUAGAAUCUAAGUCUCCUAUUGUAAUCAGUGACCUAUCGUACUCUAUUCAUAAACCAGAGAUUUCGGAAGUAUCCGCAAGUGAAACGUCGCAAAAGUUGCUACCAGUAACAACAAUUAGUUUGGAAGGAAAUGCCGAGGUGUUGUCACCGGGGGAACGAACGAGGAAUCGUGUAACCAUCGAACCGAAGUAUAGAGUUUCAAUUGGACGUGCUCAAUCAGUUAGUCCCGAUCGAGAGGCGAAGAAGGUGGUUUUACAAAAGUUGCGCAAGAAAAUAGUCAAACCGAAGGAAGCUGUGCAGAAAGGUCUAAUUGACUCGGAAACUGCAGAAAUUUUGGAAAAAAGGGACACUUUUGUUAGUCCGGAUGGCGAAUCGCUAAGUUUACAGGAGGCGAUUGAAUUGAAUAAACUUGACGGAAAUCAGGGUAAAAUUGUAGAUCCUCAACGGGGAGACGUCCUAACUGUGAAUCAGGCGAUUUCGAGAGGGGUUUUAGAUCCGGAAGGUACAAACGAGCUGUUAGUGCCAUUGAAUCACAGUCUAUCUGUGCCUGAACUAUUUGAACAGGGUUUGAUUGAGGUGAAUACUAGCAAAAUUGUUCAUCCGGAAACCGGUGCCCAUUUAUCGAUUCGCGAAGGUAUAAUAUGUGAUAUUGUAGACCCAUUAAGUACUUUAAUUGAAGUGUCCGGUUAUAAAGUUACAUUAGAGCAGGCUUUAGAAACUGGUACUGUAGAUGAAAAUCUUGGUGUUGUUAGAACCGAACUUGGGGAGGUGAAAUUACAAGCAGCGGUCGAUGCCAACAUUUUUGAUACGGCAAAAUCUCCUGAAAGUAUACCGCCUGCUGGUAUGACCUUCCCAGUUGCCUUGAAACGUGGCUUAAUCGAUACCGAGAAUAAAGAAAUAGUUCAUCCCAUUACAAAAGAAAGGAAACCUUUGGAGGUUGCUAUUAAAGAUAACUUUAUCAUGGCGCUUCCCUAUCCUACCAAUACUGACAGUGUCCAAAUUAAUGAGGCUCUCGAAUCCAAGUUAAUUAAUGAGGAUAGCGGAACGUUUACAGUUCCAGCAACUGGUGAGAUCAUACCUAUUUCCGAAGCGGUCGACACUGGUCUGCUAAUUAUAAAACCUCUCCCAAGCGCCAUUCAUAUUAGUACCCAACCGAUUACUACAGUUACUGCGACUGUCACCUCUGUACAUACUGUAACCACCAAAACAAUCGAGCUUCUCUCGGGAUACAUCAUGGUUGAUACAAAUCAAAUUAAGGACGCAAAUACAGGCGAGAUAUACAGCUUAGAAGAGGCACGCGAAAAGGGAAUAAUUGUCGAUGAGAAGGAAACGAAAAAUACAACCACCCUCAAGGACAUUAAAAUGUCAUUCUCGGAUGCGGUUAAUAAAGGAUUGGUCGACAUGAAUUCUGGAACUUACACACAUCCCCAAUCUGGAAUAAAAAUCAACAUCAGCGAUGCGCUUAAAGAAGGAAUAUUGGAGGCCGUUCCUUCCACUCUCACCGAAUCCACAUCUAGGGAGUUACGGGAGGAUAGCUCUGUCAAAAUCACAGAGCUCAACAUAGCCGAGGCGUUCGAGACCAUUUACGACGAGCAAUCGAACAAGUUUCACGAUCCGAAAGCGCCCGAUAAGUUGCUAACGUUCGCCGAAGCGAUCGAGGAGGAAAUUAUAGAUCCCAACUCCGUUAUUUACGAUGUUAAUUCGCAAAAGCCGGUCACUGUGGAGCAGGCUAUCAAAAGGGGGCUAAUCGAUUCUAAAACUGGACAAAUUAAAGAUCAAAAGUCCGGAAAAUCGGUCGACUUUAAAAAGGCGGCGAAAAUGGGAUUGAUCGCAAUAGUCGGAACGCUCGCUGCUCCAAUUGCUGCUCCAGUCUUAGCCGGAGCUGCUGUCGUAAAGGCAAUUAAGGAUAAGAAGAAAUCUCGAGAGCAAACCACCACAAUAAUUCAAAAGGAAACGAUUGUUAGCGUGCCGAAGGAGGAGGUAACGCUCGCAAUUGGAGAUGCGAUUACUCAGAAGAAAAUUGAACCGAAAAUUUGCCGAAUUAUCUACAAUGGCAACGAGUUACCGUAUACCGUUCAAGAUGCCCUUGAACAAAACGAAAUUAGUCCUCUGGAUACGAUUCAAAUAAUUAAUAGCAACACGGUUACUUUGCUACACGAAAAGCCCAGUUACUCUCUUGUAAUUUCUAAAGAUUUAACACCCUACAAGCUGGCCGAAUUGGGCUACUACGAUUUGAAAAUGCGCUGCUUCGUGAAUCCACAAACGUUGGAGAGAAUUACCUUCCAGCAUCUCAUAUACGAAUUGGAACUUUUUGAUCCCGAAAGUAUUCUCGUGAAAGACCUCACGAAGAAACCACCCACCUAUGUGACUUUAUGGGACGCGCUGAAGAGACCUUUAAUUGAUAAAAACACUGGACAUAUGGUCGAUCGUAAGACCGGAAAGCGAGUACCUUUCUUCGAGGCGGUCAAGCUGAAGUGGAUUAUUAAUGUUCGAGAUAAACCGAAGGAGAAGCGUCCCUCAUUGACGCUGGAGGAAAUUCUUGAGAGUGACGAAUUUGAUUUGGAUAGUGGAGAGAUUCGAGAUACUUACACCGGAAACCAAUUGAGUUUAGUACAGGCGAUUAAUGCUAACAUUAUCGAUCCAAAGUCGAUUGCUAUACGUGAUCCGAAGAAUAUGCAAAUUGUUCCUUAUUUUGAUGCUGUUGACACCAAAAUUGUCGACCCUACCGCAGGAGCUGUGGUUAACACGCUUACACAUGAAAGAAUACCGUUCCCGAUUGCGCUGAACGAAGGUUACUUGUUAACAAUUCGAAGACCAAUAUCUCUAGAAGCCUUGAUACGAAGAGGUUAUUACGACCCAGGCACUGGUAAAAUCAAAGAUCCCAUGACAAAGCGUUUAGUUUCAAUAGACGAAGCGGUGAGUAGACAAAUUGUGGAUGACAACAUAAGUCAGGUGUUAGACAUACAAAGCAAUACUUUAGUGCCUUUAGAUAUUGCCAUAAAAAAUCGAAUUGUUAUACCCGAGAGUGGAACGGUCGUAAGCCACAAUGGCGAACUGGUGACACUAGACAUUGCAUUAGAGCAUCACCUAAUACAGACGAAAUUAAUUAUUCUCAACUUUCUACAGGCGAUUCUCCUAAAUUAUUAUUCUCCACAAACUGGAUUAAUUUUAAAUCCCAUUACUGGAGAGGAGAUCUCGAUUCGGAAAGCUAUCGAAUAUAAACUAAUAGACCCAGCAACAACAAAAGUAAAAGAUGAUCAAAAGAAGAAAAUUGUGGAGUUGUCUGAGGCAGUUGCGUCCAAAUUAUUGGAUAUUGACAAGGGAGUGUUAACCAAUCCGAAAUUGAGCUUAGAUCAAGCUUAUAAUAAAGGCUACAUAUUGAGUACAGUGUUGCCAUGGUCUCUGCAAGAAACUUUAGCGUUACGAAUCUACGAUACCGAAACUGGCCAGUUUGAAAUCAACAACACCAGCAUGACGCUCACCGACGCAAUAACCGAAAAUAUUGUAAAUCCGAAUGUGCUAACUGUUAGGACUCCGAAGUCGAGUGAUAUCAUAACAUUAAACGAAGCGAUUAUCUUGAAAUUAAUCGAUCCAGAGAAGGGUAACUUUGUCGAUCCCGAAAGUAAAUCUGAAAUGAACCUUUAUGAAGCACAGGAUCGUGGGUUUAUAGUUCCCUACCAAAGUCAACUUACGCUACCAGAAGCUGUGUACAAAGGCUACUAUGAUCCUACUACUGGUAAAUUCAUCAACCCCAGAAAUAAGCAGAAGUGGAAAGCCGACAAGGCAAUACGCAGAGGUUAUCUCGACCCAUCGUCUACUUUGGUGACAAUUGAUGAAGAGAUCUAUACGUUUGACGAAGCGGUUGAUGGUGGAAUUAUAGAUACUGAGCAUUUUGAUUUUACGGAAGCAUUUGAAAAAGGCAUACUUAUUGAGGUUAGAACUCCUAUUUCUCUUUCAGAGGCACUCAUUAAAAUUUACGAUCCCAACUCCCACCUGUUUUUGGAUCCGAGAACUGGCAACUAUGUUACUUUGAUAGAGGCAAUUGAAAUUAAUCUUAUAGAUCCUAAUUCGGUUCAUGUACGCGAUACUAGGGUGGGCGUGUGGAAGAAGCUGACAUUAAUCGAUGCCAUCCACAAUCAUUAUGUCGACGGUGACACCGGUCGCGUUAAAGACUUUUCAAAGGGUGAGCCCAUCGAGCUGACUUUGCAAGAAGCGUUAGACUUAAAUAUUUUAAUCGAUAAUAAAGCCGCGAUUUCGUUACCGUGCGCGAUUCACCAGGGGUUGUAUGAUGAAAAGUCUGGGAAAAUACUUGAUCCGAACACAGAUAGGCGUAUCACAGUACAUGAAAGCAUACGUAAAUUCAUUGUAAAUCCGUUGCUACCUUGUUAUUUUGAUAAAAAAAGUAACGCUGUACUAAAUUUGGCCGACACAUGUAGGGUGGGAAUUAUAGACAAGUUGAACGGCACAUUUGUAGAUCCCAACUCCUCUACUAAUAUCCCUCUAAGCGAAGCGUUAAAACGUGGAUUGAUUAUCGAUAUCGAAACCUGUAAUUUUGACUUAUACGACACCAUUGACAUGCAGUUCUACGAUUCUGCUACUAGCAUAUUCACCCACCCAGUUACUGGUUCGAAAUACACUCUCAAAGAAGCUUGUGACAAAGAAUUAGUUAAUCCCUUAACAUCCUUGAUCAAAAACCCUAAAAGCAAUAAGUACGUCAAACUACCAGAGGCAGUCGAAUGCAACAUAAUUAAUGAUCAACUCUCACUAUACAAUUUGCCGAACGGAAAGACCUUAAAUUUAUCAGAUGCCAAGAAAAAAGGUUUAAUUGUUACUUCAAGCAAGCCGUUGACUCUCGAACUCGCUAUUAGUAAUCACUUGUAUCGCCCGGAUAGUGGUAAGUUCGUCGAUCCAUUGACGGGCGAAUUUUUCGAUCUUCUCCAAGCGUUAGACGUCGGUUUAAUUGAAGCGAAUACGACGGCUCUAAACGAUACUGCCACCAAUUCUGUUAAGUCAUUAAGAUUGGCAAUUCGGGACGGUAACUUAGACGUUGAAAAGGGACGCGUACUCGACUCGAAAACAAAACAGACUUACAAUUUCGACAAGGCUUUUCAACUUGGUUUACUUGUUACCUUAGAUAAACCGCUAGUGGAGGAGAGCGUUACCGACUUGGUGGCGCAAUCGAAACCUAUACGCGAAUGUCCUCUAGAGGACGCUCUUAGUUUCGAAUUGAUCGACCCGAACAGCGCGGUUUUACGAGACUCACAAACCGGUAAAUUCAUCACGAUUACCGAGGCAAUAGAGCGAGGUAUUAUAAACAUUUAUAAAGUGAUCAGUUUCGAUACGAGUAGUAACGUGAAAUGUAUGAUCGUCACAUACGACACCAAAAUCACUAUAUACCUACGCGAGCCCUUCUCCUUCACGCAAGCUUUAGAACUGGGCCAUUUAGAUACGACAACCGGUAAAUUCACAAUUCCACAAUCCAAUGACGUAAUCAGUUUGAAAGAUUCGGUCACUUUGGGUUAUAUAAAUUCAGAUACAGCUCUCGUCAAAGACGUUAAUAAAAACAAACUGCUCAAAUUGCCCGAGGGAUUUCGAAAGGGUCUCGUCGAUGCCGAAAAAGGUAACGUGCUCGACAGUAGCACAUCUAAACUGUACUCACUGUCGGCUGCCAUCGAUAAUGGUCUAUUAAUGACACCCCGAAGAGGUUUUACUUUGAUCGAAUGCAUAAUAUAUGGCAUAUAUAAUCCGACGACCGGGGGAUUCACUAAUCCCUUCAUAACGAGCACGAUAAUUGAUCGAAAACGCCUCACCUUAACCGAGGCGAUCACCGAUAAUUUAAUAGAUCCGACCAGCACAGUUAUUAAAGACUCUGAGAGUGGAGCCGUUGUACCUCUUCUGUCGGCGAUCGAUACUGAAUUGAUCGAUCCGAUCGCAGGGAAAAUCGAAGACAAAGUUGAGAAUAAAAGUAUAGAUUUUAUUAAAGCGUUCGAGAAAGGAUUAAUCUUACCGGCAGAACAACGGCAAGCGGUGGAGGAAAAAUACAAGUUAUGUGACGAUAUGUUGUCAAAGUUGCUUAAGUGGAUUAGCGAGGUUGAAGGGAGAAUAUCGUCUCAAAGUGUCGUUCGUGAAAGUGAGGAGGAGCUUCGAAAUCAGAUAAACACAAUGAAGCAAGUCAAAGACGACUUAGAUCAGCAUGCGAGCCAAGUGUCGCACUGUGGUGAUCAAGUAAGACAACUUGUACUUACUGGUGGUGACGUUUUGUCCAAGAGCGAGGUGUCUGCUCUAGAGAAGAGUGGCAGGAAUCUCAAGUUAAGAUAUGAUAAGUCAGUUGACCGUGCAGAACGAUUGUUGAAAAAACUUUUCGCUGCUAGAGACGAGCUGUUUAAGCUCAAAGGUGAAUUGAGCAACUUUUCCACUUGGUUAAACAAAGCGCGGAGAGUAUUGGAAGAAAAAGAACGUUCUUUGAGUGACUUGCAUAAAUUAGAUUCUAGUACUGAUAGCACCAAGGAAUUUGUAUCCGACGUUAUUGCCCACCAAGCCGAUUUACGCUUCAUCACCAUGGCUGCUCAGAAAUUCUUCGACGAAUCAAAAGAAUAUCUCAACGUCUUAAACGAAUUCCGUACUUCGCUUCCUUCGCGUUUACCUCACAUUGAACCUUUAUCUUCUCAAGACUCCCCCAUACGAAACGAAGUCUCAUAUGUAACCCAACAGUACCGAGAUUUGCUACACCGAGCCAACAACUUAUCGGAUCGUCUGUCUGGUGUGGGCAGUCGCCAGCGUGACUAUACUGAUGCUCUUGACAAGGCGCGGCAGUGGUUACGAGAUGUUGAGCCCAAAGUGAAUAAAGUUCUCAAUGAGCCUAUCGCUGGAGAUCCGAAAGGUGUAGAAGAUCAACUUAAUAAGGCGAAAACCCUUAAUAAUGAAUUUAUUGCGAAUGGACGCUUAAUUGAUAACAUCAAACAGGCACUGGAUUCGCUGCUACGUUCUUUAGAGGGCCAACUGUCACCUGUUGAAAUGUCUCGUCUGGAACAACCCGUAAUUGAAUUGGAUCAAAAAUACAAACAGCUCGGAAAUGCACUCGCCGAACGUUGCCAAGAACUUGAUACUGCUUUGGUACAAUCCCAAGGCGUUCAAGACGCGCUCGACGGUAUCGUUAACUGGCUUAACUCGGCAGAAAAUCAAUUCAAAAAUCUACAAAGGCCAGCUUCGUUAAUCAAAGACCGACUUGAGGAGCAAUUGCGAGAACACAGAGUAUUCCAAUCCGAUAUCGACACACAUAUUUCAUCGAUCGAUUCCGUCUACUUAUCAGCGAGUGAGUUAAUCGUCUCGACGAGCAAUGCGCGCGUCGCCAAGCAAAUCGAAACAAAAUUAAACGAUGUUAAAGUCCGCUUUGAAAAAUUAUUUGAUCGAACUCAAAAACGAGCAGAAUUUUUGGAAGAUGUUAACAGCAACUUGAGCGUGUUUCUCACCCACUCCACACAGUUUGAGCAGUGGUAUUCCGGUAUCGUGGAACUGUUAGACUCGCGCGAUUUUGCCAAACUGAGCAUACAGGAAUACACAACUCGUAUGAGCGAUAUCGCGGCAAAUCGAGACGGGAAGAGAGAGCUAUUUGAUAGCACAAUUCGUGACGGUAAAGAUCUGGUUAACAAACGCGACGUCACCGAUACUGCACCAGUUCGGGAUAGAAUUAAGGCCAUGGAGAACCAGUGGAAAGAACUGAAUAGUCUUCUUGAUGAGAAACACAAGUUAUCCUUGCAACGCGCGGAACAAUUGAAUAUCUAUGAGGGUCUACGCCUUCAGGUAUCGGAAUGGUUAACCAAAAUGGAGACUAGAAUGACUCGUUUGGAAAUUGUUGCGCUCGAUAUGGAAACUUUACGACUGCAGAAUGAUGAGCUGAAACCGAUAGCGAAAGAAUACAGAGAUUACGCAGUCACUAUCGAUAAAGUCAACGAUGUAGGUAAUUCGUACGAUAAUUUAGUCAAAAGCGAAAGGCCAGAUUCUCCAACUAAAAAACGAACGCAAGCGUAUAGUCCAACGAAACGUACUACUAUUGCAGUCAGCCCAUUAAGACGCGGUUCACAAGACGGCCGAUCCCCUUCGCCUACCAAGGGAAUUAGUAUGCAAUCACCGAUAUCUCCUGGUGGAUCCAGUGGAUUUUCAUCACGCCGUUCCAGCCAGGACGGAUUCCACCUUGAAGAACUAUCGCCAAUUCAACAGCAGCUUUCCGAAAUUAAUAAUCGAUACUCUCUGCUCGGCAUUAAAAUCAGCGAUCGCCAAUCUGAAAUAGACAGCACUAGGGACGAAGUUAAAAAACAUUUAGACAAUUUGAAAAUUCUGGAUUCGUUCUUGGAUAAAGUGCAGAGACAGUUGCCGAAAGAAAUAGUACCCAACACGAAGGAGGAGGCCGAUAAGAGCGUGAAACAGAUCAGACAGAUUAUGGAAGAAUUGUACGAAAAACAAUCAUUACUCGACUCGACGCGAACUCAAGUCAAAGAUUUGCUUAGAAGAAAACCGGGAGCGCUCGGUGCAGAUAAUCUGAAUGAUGAACUUGAAGAUGUGGUGUCUAGAUGGAAGAGCUUAAAUGAUCGCUGCAAGGAUAGAAUAAAAUUCAUGGAAGAUAUGAAAGAGUUCCUCGACACCCACGAAUCCAUGUCGUCUUGGUUAUCGGCCAAGGAAAGAAUGCUAACAGUUCUGGGACCGAUUUCAAGCGACUCUCGUAUGGUCCAGUCUCAAGUACAGCAGGUGCAAGUAUUACGUGAGGAAUUCCGUACACAACAACCACAAUUGCAACAUCUAAUCGAUGUUGGAGAUUCAGUCCUAAGUUACUUAGAUCCUCGGUCACCUGAUGGUCAAAAGGUGAACACCAAACUCACCAAUGUACAACAACGAUGGUCCGAUUUAUUAGGAAAAUUGGAUGAGCGAGCUGAUUCUUUAGGAGCAGCAGUCGACACUAGCAGGGAGUUUGAUGCACAGCAUACCCGUUUACGUGAAGCCCUACAAACUAUAUCUGAUAAUCUUGACGAGUUACCUUUGGAUAGAGAUCCCGAAGAACAGUUGCGCAAAAUUGAAAAUUUCGAAAGACAACUGGAGGGACAACGUCCUCUAUUGGCAGACCUGGAAGCGGCCGGAAUUCAACUUUGCAAUGUGCUUAGCGAUCCGGCGUCCCGAACUGAUAUUCAAGCCAAGCUGGCAUCCAUCGGACGACAAUACAAUGCGUUGCAGAAGAAAUUGGACCAUAGAAAGGCGGAGAUCGAGGGCUCUCUUCGUGACGGCAGGAUGUUUGAGGCGUCGUGCGCGAAAACUUUAGGAUGGUUGUCUGAGGAGCUUGGAUCGCUAUCGGAGCGAUUACUCAUUUCGGCCGAUCGUGAUGUGUUGGAACAACAAUUGGCGCAUCAUGAACCGAUUUACAGAGAGGUCUUAGCAAGAGAGCAUGAGGUGAUUAUGCUGUUAAACAAAGGAAGAGAUAUGAUCUCGCGCAACAGCAAGUCUGAUAGUCGAACGUUACAAAGGGAUGUCGAUAAAAUACAACAACAGUGGGAUAAACUUAGAAAGGAAACUAUGGAUAGGCAGACCAGACUUCAAACAUGUAUGGAACACUGCCGCAAGUACUACAGAACCUUGGAGACAUUUUUACCUUGGCUUCGUCAAGCGGAAGACAAAUUAGAUUCACUAAAGCCGUCAUCCUUUAAACGUAAACAUAUAGAGAAGCAAUUGAAAGAUCUGCAAGUUUUUCGAAAUGAAGUGUGGAAACGUUCGGGAGAAUACGAGAAUACGCGAUCGUUAGGUGAUACAUUCCAUUCAGCGUGUGAUAUAGAUAAAGAUAUUGUUAAGAACGAACUGAAUAACUUAAAAGACCGUUGGGAUAAGUUAAAUAAUGAUGUCAUUGCGCGUACGCAGGCUUUAGAGGAUCAGUCAAGGAAAUUGUCCGAUUUUAACGAAAAUUUGCGUGAACUUCUGCAUGGUUUGGAGAGGUGUGAGGAUAAAUUGGCGUCGCAUGAUGCAUUAGGUGGUGUUGCUCGUGAUCCUAAAUUGCUCGAUCGUGUAAAAAGUUUACGUGAUGAGGUUGCCCAAUUGAAAAGACCGCACCAGACUGUUCGCCAGCAGGCUACUGAUUUAGUCCGCGAAGCUGCUGAGAAUAGUAUCGACGCCAAUCACUUAGAAGACGAAGUUGACGGUUUAGGAGAUCGAAUCAAUGAGUUGCAUGCGAAACUGGACGAUCGUUGUUCCGAUUUACAAUCUGCCGCCACUGCGGUUAUGCAGUUUAAUGAUCAAGUGAAAGCGCUAACUAACGACCUUUCCGGUUUAGAAACAGAGCUAGAUUCGAUGAAACCUCCUGGUCGCGAAUUCAAGACAGUUAAACUACAAAUCGAUGACAUAGGAAACCUAAUUGGUAAAAUUAAUAAAGCUUCAGAUGACGUUAACGAUGCUGUGUUCGCCGGCGAACGCUUGGUUGACAGUGGCUUUGCGCCCGAUACUGUCCAGACUAGACAGCAGGUGGAUAGUUUACGGAAACAAUUGGGCAAGUUGGACGAACGCGCAAGGAAUCGCGAGCAAAAUUUGGAAGGAACGCUUAAGAAAUUGCAGGAUUUCUAUUUGAAUCAUUCGAGUGUAUUGGAUAACAUAGGCGAUACUACAGAGCAGUUGCGCAAAAUGAAACCAGUUGCAUCCGAAGUGGAUAGUAUUAGAGCCCAGCAACAAGACUUUAAGAAAUUCAGAGCCAAGAGCGUCGAACCACUUAGCAAAAUGGUGGAUGAUUGUAAUCGUAUAGGUCAGAGUCUUAUUCAGUCCGCCUCACCGGGCGUUAAUACGACCACACUGGAGAAAGACUUAGAGAAAAUGAAUGAUUUGUGGAAUAGUCUAAAAGAAAAGAUUAAUGAUCGCGAGAGACGACUAGAUAUUGCACUAUUACAAUCUGGCAAAUUCCAAGAAGCUUUAGACGGAUUGGCCAAAUGGUUGACAGACACUGAGGAGCUAGUAGCUAACCAAAAAGCACCUUCUGCAGAUUACAAAGUUGUAAAAGCACAGCUUCAGGAACAAAAGGUAAGAUAA
Messenger RNA from Photinus pyralis (common eastern firefly), 18535 nucleotides. RefSeq names its product microtubule-actin cross-linking factor 1-like. The record is from RefSeq and is a predicted model, not a curated record. The transcript is spliced from 26 exons. The coding region runs from base 341 to 18535 and encodes 6064 amino acids. NCBI's taxonomy places the organism in Eukaryota, Metazoa, Arthropoda, Insecta, Coleoptera, Lampyridae. Gene Ontology annotation, biological process: intermediate filament cytoskeleton organization; wound healing. Gene Ontology annotation, cellular component: intermediate filament; cytoplasm; membrane. Gene Ontology annotation, molecular function: structural molecule activity; protein binding.